AUGAGUAGCUCAAGGUCGACGUCGGAAGAUCUGGAAGGGCAUUAUCCAGAGUAUUUCGUCGAUGCUGAGGAUGAGGACGACGAAGAGCAUGAUCCCGAAUACGAAGAAGACGAGGAUGACGAGAUAGACGAAGAUGAUAUGGCGCACGACUUGUUUGAGGAAGAAGAUGAGUUUCAUGAUGCCGAAGAAGGCAAUAUCCAAUUCAUAGUGCAAAUAGAGGAUGACGACGAAGAUGAUGGCCACGAAGAUGGUUCACCAUUGCCCGAAGCUGAAAGGGUAGCUGUGCAGCAGCGUUUGAUUAACUUAAUAAGUAGCCGCCGUACCGGCUUGUUAUCGCAACGCCAAGUUCUGGAUUUCCUCCGAAGAUCAAACCUUGGCCACCUGGUAUUCGGCGAAGAUGAUGACGAUGAGUUCGUUCCAUACAGGAGGCGGCGGCGACAACUGGACCCGAAUAGAUUCCCUAAAGUUCCAAGCGAAGAGGGAAGAAAGCUGGUGGACUCGGGUAUGUUCGGGGUGAAGGAGAUCCAACCCUCCAUUGCCUCAAAGAAGCAGAUAGCUCGCCGAAUAUUAGAUCGCGAGUUGGGUAUAGGAACAAGGCGUACCCGCAAGAUUAACCAAGGCAUGAUGGCGCAAUCUAUGAUUCCUACCUCGGAUGCCGAAAUGAUUAUCAACUACGACGAUAAUGUUUAUUCGGGCCAAUUCUCAGAUGACGGCAACUUCUAUUUUGCUUGCGUUAAGGAUAUGAAGGUUCGGAUGUAUGACACUUCCAACCCGUAUAACUGGAGACAUUACAAGACUGUACCGUUUACGUUCGGUGCGUGGACCUUGACAGAUGCGUCGCUGAGCCCAGACAACAAGUGGCUAGCGUACACUUCCAUCCAGAGUAACGUCUGCUUGGCUCCGACUGACCCAAAUGACACUGGCGAUCCAUAUGUAUUGAACUUAUCAGAAAAUGGGAGGAGUGGUUGGCGUGGCGGGUUUGGUAUCUUUUCUAUCCGGUUUUCUGGCGACGGACGAGAGCUGGUGGCCGGAACAAACGCAAGCUCUAUCGUUGUAUACGAUAUCGAAUCGCGUCAGGUGUUACAUACGAUUGACGGCCAUGAUGAUGACGUUAACGCAGUAUGCUUUGCUGACAAGUCGUCGCCGCACAUCUUGUAUUCGGGCAGUGACGAUGCGACGAUCAAAGUCUGGGACCGACGGAGCAUGGGAGAUGGGCGAGAAGCUGGUGCCUUUGUAGGCCACAUCCAAGGGUUAACGUACUUGGAUAGUAAAAACGACGGCAGGUAUCUACUGAGUAAUGGCAAGGACCAGAGUAUGAAGCUUUGGGAUCUAAAAAUGAUGUACACGACGACGCAGUUUGUGGAAAUGAAUCCGCGGCAGCAUACGCGAUACACAGAAUUCGACUACCGCUGGGGCAGGUUCGACGAAGAUGACUGGUUUCCACAUCCCAAUGACAACUCCCUGGUAACAUUCCGCGGACACGAAGUAUUGCGCACCUUGAUCCGCUGUCACUUCUCGCCCCCCGGCAGCACCGACUCGCGGUAUGUGUACACAGGCAGCCACGAUGGCAAGGUCUACGUUUACAAUAUGGAUGCUACCAUUGCCGCUAUUAUUGAUGUUCAGAAAUCUACACAAGCACUGCCUGAACGGUCCACGGCGCAACGCAGGAUUUACGGCGGAUACAGAUCACAAGGUUGGUCAACAGUUGUUAGGGAUGCGAGCUGGCAUCCUACUGCUCCUUUUAUUGCUGCAUCAUCACUGAACGGUUGGGAUAACGCCCUGGGCACCGUUACGUUACACUCAUUCAAUGAAUCCUCGACGGACGAGGGGGAGCCCCGGAUGGGUACACGAUACGACGAGAAACUGAAGCCGGUGGGUCGUCGCCGGUCUUCUGACGAAGAGGAUGACGAAGAGGAAGAGGAUGAUAUUUUUAACUAA
This is a messenger RNA of Daldinia caldariorum, 1938 nucleotides long. RefSeq names its product WD40 repeat-like protein. Gene Ontology annotation, molecular function: protein binding. The record is from RefSeq and is a predicted model, not a curated record. NCBI's taxonomy places the organism in Eukaryota, Fungi, Ascomycota, Sordariomycetes, Xylariales, Hypoxylaceae. The coding region runs from base 1 to 1938 and encodes 645 amino acids. The transcript has 4 exons. Gene Ontology annotation, biological process: proteasome-mediated ubiquitin-dependent protein catabolic process. Gene Ontology annotation, cellular component: Cul4-RING E3 ubiquitin ligase complex.